Mastomys coucha (southern multimammate mouse) is the source of this 713-nucleotide messenger RNA. It is a transcript of the gene CUNH17orf107, whose product is annotated as chromosome unknown C17orf107 homolog. The record is from RefSeq and is a predicted model, not a curated record. The transcript is spliced from 4 exons. Lineage: Eukaryota; Metazoa; Chordata; Mammalia; Rodentia; Muridae. The annotation marks the transcript as partial.
CGCCAGUAUUGUUCUGGCCCUUCUGCAUAUACCAUCUAUUGCUGCCAUGAAGGGGAUUCCCUGCUGUGGGUCUACCACUUCCACAGCUCCACUGAGGUGGCCUUACAGCCUCCACUUCUAUCUUCCCUGGAACUUGCUGUGGCCGCAGCUCACGAAUAUCUGGUGCAAAAGUUCAGAGAGCUUAAGUCCCAGGACCCCCUGGAAUCCGAUAAGCCGCCCACACAGAAGGCCACCUUAGGACUGGUGCUAAGAGAAGCUGCAGCCAGUAUCAAGAGCUUUGGAGUCACCUUGUUAGAGAUCUCGGCCUUGUGGCUGCAGCAGGAAGUGCAGCGACUGGACAGUGGCAACCACUGCCCAGGCCCAGCCCGGGACACUAGGAAUCCUGGUAGGGCGCUGGCCCGUGUUGCCCUGGCCACAGGGCAGGGGAUUCGGCAAGCUGGAUCAGCAGCUGGCGCAAGUGCCCGGUACCUGAUCCAGGGGGCGUGGUUGUGCCUGUGUGGACGCGGUUUGCAGGAGUCUACCUCAUCCCUGCAACAAGCCCUACGCCAACUAGGCCUUGGGGUCCCUGGGGAUCUGAGAUACUGGGGAAACCUCAAGGUGUCGUCCAGCAGCAGUGAGGAGAAUGGGGGGACAGAUAAUCCAUCACUGUCCCAGUCCAACCCUGUGUCCAAAUAAAAGUCCAGAACGGGACGACACCAAGUCCCUAUGCAAGC